AUGAGCCUCGACUCGUCAGCGCAGGCUUCGACUUCGACUUCGACCUCGACCUUUUACUCGACGAGCGACCGCUCAACUUCCGCAUCAUCUCUUCGUGAUCGCCAUGUGUCGCAAUUAAAACACCACUCAGAAGGCGUUUUGCCGGCAGGAAACCCUGCUUUUCUGGGCAAGGGGGAGAUGUCGACACACAAGAUGGACGAGUCUCUGAGCGACGAGCACUCAAGCCGUCCUCGGUAUAUACAUGCAAUGCUUGCCGGCGGCAUUGGAGGCUCGUCGGGGGACAUGCUCAUGCACUCCCUCGACACCGUCAAGACUCGACAGCAGGGCGAUCCGCACAUGCCCCCGAAAUACACGUCGACGUCCGCCUCGUAUCUCAAGAUCUUCCGCGAAGAAGGGUUUCGUCGGGGACUAUAUAGCGGUGUCACGCCGGCGCUAUGGGGCUCGUUUCCCGGCACGGUCAUUUUCUUUGGCACGUACGAGUGGUCGAAGAGGAAUAUGCUGGAUCAUGGGAUUAAUCCGACCAUUUCAUAUCUGUCUGCCGGCUUCGUUGCCGACUUGGCCGCGUCGAUCGUCUACGUGCCCUCGGAAGUCCUCAAGACGCGAUUGCAGCUCCAGGGACGAUACAACAAUCCAUACGUCAAAUCAAGCUACAACUACCGAUCAACCACCGACGCCCUCCGCACGAUCGUGCGCACCGAAGGCUUCGGCGCCAUGUUCUCCGGCUACAAGGCCACCAUCUUCCGCGACCUCCCGUUCUCGGCAUUGCAGUUCGCAUUCUACGAGCAAGAGCAGACGUGGGCGAAAGAGUGGGUUGGGUCGCGCGAUAUUGGGCUUCCGCUGGAGAUCCUUACGGCGACUACGGCUGGAGGUAUGGCCGGAGUGAUGACCUGUCCGCUCGACGUGGUCAAGACGAGGAUUCAGACACAGCAGAACCCAGAGACACAAAAACCGCCAUCAUCAUCACCAUCAACAACAACCACAACAACAACAACACCGACAGCCGCAGCAGAUCAUGCUGCUUCCUCCAAAGACACUCGACCGCACUCACAUCAUCAUAACCCUAAUAACACAACCUCGACCUUGAAAGCCCAUUCGCGGCCAAUCUCCACUUCGUCGCCGUCGACAUCCACCGUGCAGCCCGGCGCGCCGAUCCUGAACACAUCGUCUAUCUUUACAGGGCUGCGACUGCUCUACCACACCGAGGGCCUGGCCGGGUGGUUUCGCGGCGUGGGACCGCGCGCCGUCUGGACCAGCGUGCAGAGCGGCACCAUGCUGGUCAUGUACCAGUACUUGCUGAAGCAGAUGGAACUGUGGCAGCACGCAGAGGAGCUGGAUCCGCUGUAG
Molecule: messenger RNA, 1344 nt
Organism: Talaromyces rugulosus
Lineage: Eukaryota; Fungi; Ascomycota; Eurotiomycetes; Eurotiales; Trichocomaceae
Exons: 3
Coding region: 1-1344 (447 amino acids)
Biological process (GO): magnesium ion export from mitochondrion
Molecular function (GO): magnesium ion transmembrane transporter activity
Source: RefSeq, a predicted model, not a curated record